CAGAGUUCAGUCGUUUGGUGGUGCCCAAGCAGGUCGGAGCUGUCCUUUGCAACUUCUCUAUUUUCAGCUUUGUUUCUAUCUUCCAUAUAGAAACCUCUUCGAGGAUCAUCUCUUACAGAGAAUCUUAGUCAUUCUCUGAGACUGCAAAUAUGAACGGAGUCAUGUCUAUGCAGGUACCAGUCAUGCAGCAGAACAAUUUGGAGCCACCAGCGAAAAAAAUACGAUCAGAAGAUGUUACAGCAGGGAGACAGUACAGAAUCUGUGGCCUUCGACUCAGCUGUGAUCAUGAGCGCGCACCAAAGAAAGAAAGAGAACGAAUCUGAGUUUUAUGUGAACUCUCCCACUGACUCACGGCAACUAAAUAUGUCGAGUACAAAUCAUUCACGAAUUUUAGAUAGAUUUCUGCGUCGCCUCACAAGUCUCUCGGAUAGUUUGUGCGCGCAACCUUCAUUGCUCGACCCUGAACACGGUUAGCCAAAUAAUCGAGUGAUCAGACAAAAGUAGAGGCUCACGUGUUCGAAAAAAAAUGAUAGUCCAGACAAAAUUUACGCAUAGUUUUCGUAUAAAUAUAACUAUGCGAUCGCGUAUGAUUUUCUUGUAUUGUCAUCUCAAAAAAAUCAUUCGUGCCGAUUGGAUUGAAACAUGUCUUUUAAAUCUAAUGAAGCAUUUGAAUGAUUUCAAAAUAUGACGUAUGAAAUAAAUUAACGCGACUCAUAUUUAUAAUUAUACGAAAGCGAUACAUAAUUUUUUUCUGGAUCAUAAAGCCGUCUUCUUUUUUUCUUUCUUUUUUUUUCAAGUAAAACAUUUUGAGAGAGAAGCACCUUAUCAAUGCGUCACGUUUUUUGUUUCUGUUUCAGAAAGACUAGCCCAGCCAAAUUGGUAGAGAUUAAAGAAUAUUUCUCUCUUGCUUUCGGUUGAUACAUUUGUAGCGUUGCGUCCGGUGUGUAGCUAAAUGAUCACUUGAGAACCGGAAUUAUGUCGAGGAUGGUUCAUAAAAAAAAGUAAAAAUUAUGAAAAGGAGGAUAUGAUAUGAAUGUAGCAUUGAUUAUCAAAUUAAUCGAUUAUUUACGAAGGCGUAAUAUUUUUUUUAACCGCGCAAUAUUUUUUAGACUAAAAUUUGUAUAAAAGUUGCAGAGGGUAAUUAAAUAAACUAAUCGCUUAACAAAUUCUAAUUUACCGCGUUAGUCGUUUGUUAUCUGGUCGCGAAAAAUAAUCGAUUAAUUUUAAUUUGACACAGCCCUGCCAAUUUAAAAAUCAUUAUGUCAUUAUAUUGUCAUUUAAAUUACUAUCGUUGAUGUAUACAUGUGUGAGACUUGUGGAUUUAAAAUUAUCAGCUCAACGUUGAAGAGACUAAUUCCUAUCUUGAUUGUUUUAAUUUCUUUAAACUUACAGUUUCAUGGAGGUACCUCAUCAUGGAACCACUGAGAGACACCGUUACUUUUCAGUUUCUGAGAUCCAAUGCCUCCUUCAUUUCCUAACAUGAUAUAAAAUUUCGUCUUUCAAAGAUAUUCCAAUAUUCUUUAUAUAUAUUUUCUUAUUAUUAUCAUGAUUCAAUUCGUAAUAAUUUUCUCUCAAUUUUACAGAGCUAAACACAUGAUACCAGUCCCAAGAAAAGAUUUCUGAUAUAGUCCCUUACGAAUCCCUAGUUGAUGCUUUUUCACGAAAAAAGCAUCAAAAAUACUUCAACCAUCUAAAACUUAUUAUCGAUAAAAAAUAGAUCAUGCCACGUGGUAUAAUUAAUUAAAGAAUGAUGGUUGAAGUAUAACACUAAAAUUGAUGUAUUUGAAGUCGUCUAAUCGUUUACUUUUGCAGGAAAUGUGUCGGAUUAUCUGCCUGGCCCGAUUUACGAUCUCAAUCAAACAGGACAAGUGGUUGCAGGUCCUGGAGCCAAGUACCUUACAUUACCUGGGAUACUGGGGGCUGGUUUACCAAAGAUUUCUUCUGAUCAACAGGACACUGUGAACCGAGCUAAGAAAUAUGCUAUGGAACAGAGUAUCAAGAUGGUUUUGAUGAAACAGACUUUAGCUCAUCAACAACAGCAAAUGGCUAGUCAGCGGAAUCAGGUGCAGAGACAACAGGCUCUCGCCCUCAUGUGCAGGGUUUACGUAGGCAGUAUAAGCUUCGAGCUGAAGGAAGACACAAUUAGGCAGGCUUUCCUGCCCUUUGGACCAAUCAAGUCAAUCAACAUGUCCUGGGACCCGGCGACCCAGAAACACAAAGGAUUCGCCUUUGUUGAAUACGAAAUUCCCGAGGCGGCGCAACUUGCGCUUGAACAGAUGAAUGGUGUCAUGAUUGGUGGACGUAAUAUCAAGGUGGUAGGACGUCCGUCUAACAUGCCACAAGCUCAGUCGGUCAUCGACGAAAUCACAGAGGAGUCGAAGCAUUACAACCGCAUCUAUAUCGCGUCUAUCCAUCAAGAUUUGACCGAGGAAGAUAUCAAGUCAGUCUUUGAAGCCUUUGGCCCAAUCACCUACUGUAAAUUGGCUCAAGGCAGCUCGCCGCACCGCCACAAGGGCUAUGGUUUUAUUGAGUACGAGUCCAUGCAGUCAGCUCUUGAGGCCAUUGCUUCCAUGAACCUCUUCGACCUCGGAGGACAGUACCUCCGAGUCGGUAGAGCUAUAACACCGCCCAACGCACUCAUGGGACCACCUAGUGGAACUAGCAUGAUGCCCACCGCCGCUGCGGUUGCAGCUGCAGCAGCCACAGCCAAAAUCCAAGCUAUGGAUGCGGUGGCAAGCAAUGCUGUUGCGCUCGGUUUGAGCAAACUAGGAGCUGCAGCCACACCAAUUCUCGGUACUGCAAUGCCAGGGAUAGUACGUCCUACUUUAGCAGCUUCGACGAUCUUGGCUCCUCCAACGAUAGCCAGUGUUGCAUCUAACAUUCCACCACCAGGCAUAGCCAUCCCGCAAACUCUUAAUCGACCACCUGCGAUCAUUCAGCCCAUUCCCGGACAACCCGUGGUCAUACCGCCUCCAGCCGUCGUCACGCCAACCGUAGUCGGAGCUCCAGUUCCAAUGCAAGUGGUCACUGCCGCAGCCGCAGCCGCAGCCGCAGUGGUACCUGUAGGUCCAGAAGUUCUUCGCCGAGCUCAAGAGCAAGCAGCCCACCAGAAACAACAAGAAGAGCUUCAAAAGAAAUUGCUUGAGGAAGCUGAACCUCAGACACUCCAACAACAAGAGAAUAUGUCGAUCAAGGGUCAAAGUGCUCGCCAUUUAGUUAUGCAGAAACUCAUGCGCAAAGUAGAAUCCCGUGUCGUCAUUCUUCGGAACAUGGUCGCGCCCGAAGACGUUGACCAGACUCUUCAAGAAGAGAUUCAGGACGAGUGCUCCAAAUUCGGCGUUGUAGAGCGCGUCAUCAUUUAUAAUGAGAGACAGUCCGAGGACGACGAGGAUCCAGAAAUCAUUGUAAAGAUUUUCGUCGAGUUUUCACAAAUGACCGAGGCAGAAAGAGCAAGGGACUCGUUGAACGGCCGCUACUUUGGCGGUCGACUAGUUAAGGGCGAACUUUAUGAUCAAGCCCUGUACGACAACAAUGACUACUCGGGUUGAUUAUCGACAUUCCUCAGCCGCGCGAAAGACAAGUUCAAUGUAUUAUUUUCUCCUGUGGAAGAAAACAAAUUGAGAGAGAACCGUCAGGUGCGCAUCAUUGUAUUAUCUCUUAUGAAGAAGCAGAGGAUUUCGAAAUUUAAGAAAUUCACCAAACCAGAAGAUACACUCAGCCAUCAUUUGUACACCACACUCGUAGAUAGAAGUCGUAGACUUAGCGAAACUGCGUGUUUUGUUUUGUUUUCGUGUAAUUGAGGAAAUCUUCAACGUGCUGCAAUCAUUAAGAAAGGGAUUAAAAUCAACGUUUUCCCAAAGAGCAAGAGCCUAUGUGCACUCUCAUCACUGGCCUCCUGUGCAUAAGAGCACAACAAGCACUUUCCGUCUGAUGUUUCAAUUAAUUAUGAUCAAGACUUAAUUUGUAAAACUAAAAUAUUAUUUUGAUUAUAAUAUAAUGUUUGAGGAUCGUCACUCGCUAUCGAGCGACCGAUGAAUGUAACUAUAUUUAAAGUUAUAUAUAUAUAUAUAUAUAUAUCUUUUAAGUAUGUAUAGUAUUUAAUUAUUAAUAAAUUGUUUUUCAAU
Molecule: messenger RNA, 4124 nt
Organism: Nasonia vitripennis (jewel wasp)
Lineage: Eukaryota; Metazoa; Arthropoda; Insecta; Hymenoptera; Pteromalidae
Gene: hfp
Product: poly(U)-binding-splicing factor half pint
Exons: 11
Coding region: 1983-3548 (521 amino acids)
Biological process (GO): alternative mRNA splicing, via spliceosome; mRNA splice site recognition; regulation of alternative mRNA splicing, via spliceosome
Cellular component (GO): catalytic step 2 spliceosome; precatalytic spliceosome
Molecular function (GO): RNA binding
Source: RefSeq, a predicted model, not a curated record